GGGGAAAGCCCGGGAACUACCACAGCCGGGACGGGAACUCGUACCUCCCGCACCGCGGGCGACAACGUUAACCAGCCAACUAAAGGGUCCGACCCGUUAGCCAACGUAACGUACAUAUGUUACACUACCCCCCCCCCCCGCUUUCGGGAAGCGCGUCCCCGCGCUUCAGCAUAUCAGCUCCUUCACGCCUCUGGCUGAACGCGCUUCCGAUGACAUCUCGGUCUCACCAUCCCACUUGUGACACCAAUGUGGCAAAGUAAAGCAUACAAACUGAUGGGUCAUUUCCUGCUUGCUCACUCGCGCCCAGGACUCCAAGGCGACCAGGCUUCAGUCUGUGCAGCACAUCGGCGCCUGAGUUUCACCGGUGACGCGGUUAAGGUGGACAGAGUCUUCGCCCUUUUCCGCCUUCGACCGUGAAGUCCUUUGAGGACGAGAUACGUCGGCUGCUUUAGCACAACUGAACACCCGCCGUGAGCGUCACCCUGAAGAUGGACGACAUUAAAGUGAGACGUGAAGCGGGGGAAGAGUCUGCCAAGAUUUCUUCUCAAAACAACAAGACCGACGACCCACAAGCCGAGUCCAGUCAAGCUCUGCAUUCAAAAUCUGGCAUGAAGGAACAGAAGCCACAUAAAACACAUUCCUUUAAAUUGAAAGUAAAUGGUGCGGCUGACUACCUGGUUACCUGCAAUAAAGCACAGACUGUCCUGAGCGCACUAGAGACAAACAAGAUAUUUGCAGAGAUGGCUAAAAAGAACCAAAAGAAGGAGCUCGUUAUUAUAAGAGGCAGGAGAGCCAUCAGCACACACUUCCCAUGCCAUCUUAUUGGGGAGGAAGAUCUCCUGAAGUUUGAGUACAUCAAUGCUGCAGUGCAGGGAGAGGAUCCAGUUGGUAAAGCCAAACGGAAAUGGAGGAAAACACCACCUGAUGAAACAGUAACAUUCAGUGUAACAACAAAAGGAGAUAAAGGUAUAAUAAAAGAGGUCAUGAAUAACUUGAAUCUAAAAAACAAAGUUGAAGAAGUUUGCAUGUAUGGAUACAAAGGCCAUACGAUUAAAAAUGUUCUGAAAAUUGAUGGCCGUUUUAAAAGUAGCACUUUGAAAAAAGACUGCAUCCUGUCAGACCUAGACACUUCAGAGAACAUCGAAAUGUCCACACUUGUUGAUGUCCUUGAUGGUAGGAAUUUCAGGGUCGUAUUACGUGGGAAAUUUGCCGUUGCAGACAGUCAGUCUAGUCUGGAGGAAGAGACCACACCAUGUGAGCCUCCUGGAUCUCCCUCUGAUGGUAACAAAGAUUCUCCAAAAGCGUUCACAUCAAGUGAGAUGCGAAAUACAGACAGGCCAGAGGAGAAAGCAAAAGCAGAUGCUAGUACCUCUCAGGCUCGGCUGUCUUAUCUCGAAAUACCAGGUUCUGAAAACUUGCUAAAUUUACUGCGUGCACAGUAUAAUGAUUUGGUUGAACACAUGAAAAGCCGAGGGAUCACUGGGUCUUCAGUUAUCCAAACACUCCGUAAAGACUUUGGAAAGAAUGUGGAGACUUGCCUUUACAUGAAAACAGUCAAGAAACUGUCGAAGCGAGGUGACUCUGUUUGUCAGUUGAGAGUAAAUGACCGUCCAAUUGGGAGUGGUUUUCUCCUGUUUGACAGGUACAUUCUAACAAAUGGCCACGUCAUUGCCGAGUAUUGCGACCAAAGUAGCUUGGAGCUGCGUAAAGAGAUUACCGUCACCUUCUCUUUUGAAAGUCUGGCCAAGAACUGCAAGGCAGAGCCAGUGAGAAAGGUUGUUGCCUUUCAAAAAAAUGCUGAUGUUUCAGGCUGUGAUUGGGCUUUGCUGGAGCUUUACCGUGACCAGCCAGAGCAUUUGGGAUUGUUAGAAAACUUUGAUUAUGUUCCUCCAUCAGGGGGUAUCUGUAUCAUUGGGUACCCCGGGGAAGGAGUAAAAAAGAUGGACCCAUGCUAUGUUGUUCAACGUGGUCUCCAAGAUGAUGUUGUAAAGAACAAUGCUCGGGAGGAAUACGGGUCAAUUUUAACUGACAAAUUCUUUGAGGAUCUUAGCCAGUCAAAGGACAAGAGGUUUUUGACUUAUGAAACAUGUUUUUAUGACGGGGCAUCGGGCUCACCUGUUUUUGACAAGGACGGCAAUGUCGUUGCAAUGCAUUCAGGAGGUGGGCACUUAAAUGGCAAAAGCAAAAACACAAGGCUCGUUCAAUUUGCCCAUCCUUUGUCUCUGAUCAUUGAAGAAAUUAUUUUCCAAUUACUGGAAAGAGAUAAUGAUGGUGUGUUGAAGAAAUUCCUCUGUUGCUUUCCUCAAAAUUCUCCACAAUUGGAGAGAAUGGGAAAGAAUUUGAGGAAAAUGCUGCAGGGCCGGAAUCUCACAAUCUUAAAAGUUGUUGAUAAUCCAAUGAUCAGAGAGGAUGAGAUUUUGCAGCGUUUCUUUCAAUUCAUCUGUCAACCAGAGGAAGCUACACCCAUGGAUAUCGAGUAGAUGUGCCCACUGAGAGUCUCAGUUUAUCAUGACAGUGAGCUGCAACAGAUAAAGAUAUGUUGCUGAUGAAGAGCUGUCGCAUAGUGGGUUGGAGAAAGAGAGAGAAAGUUGUGGUGGAAAAAUUGUUGCUUUAAUUACUGUGUGACUGAUUACAGUCAGUUUUUCAUAUCCAGGCAACUCCCAAAUGGCUGUGGACCAAAUUAUGAUGCAGAGAAUUAAAAUGUGCACUCUACUCUCUCUCUCUCUCUCUCUCUAUAUAUAUAUAUAUAGACAUAUAUGUCUAUAUAUUUUUAUUCAUAAUGUUUUAGCAUGAACAGUUUUGUAGUGGUGGUAACCUUGACAUGUUUAAAGGUUUUAAUAGUUCACUAUGAAAGUCGACUAUUUUUACACCCUGUAUGAAACUGCCCAAACCACUAGUGAUGCAGGGGGCAGGAUUUUUUUUGUGGCAUUUUCUGCUUUUGUUUUACCAGUGACAGCAGAGAGAGACAAGAAAGGCAGGAAAACAGUUUUACAUACAGGUAUGUGUGGGUUACUUAUGUAAUUUUAGCUUUGUGUUAUUUAGUUGUGCUCUUGAAUUAGCAACAAGUUGAACGGUGGUUGGCAUGGGUUGAUAGCAAAGUUGGAAUGGUGAUAAAAGCUUUCUGUAUAUCGGAGUCUGCCAUCUCUAAGCCAGUUUGUGUACUUUGAGUGUCUUGAUUAAUUUCCUUUCUUUUUCCAUCUUUUACAUUUUGAAUUGUUAUUGCUUAUUUUCACACUGGGGGAACAGGAAUUUAGGAGUGCAACUGUAUUCAAUGUCCAGCUAGCAAAGGAAUAUGAGCUUCUUUUUGUUUUUGCUUUUUUUUUAUCAGCAGCGAGAGAUGGUAAUCAAGAUUUUGUAUUUUGUAUUUUGAUUACUGUAAUAAACUGUCAAUACCAAACACAUUUUGGCCUGGGCAUUGAACUUCUCUCUUUACCUGUAUGUCUUCUGUGUUGACAUAACAACCUGCUCCAGUGGUGCAUCGAGUUUUAUUGCCACUAAUAACAGGUAAUGUAAUUAUGAAUCGAGUCGAGCACCCUAAAUCCCUUAGCUCCCUCGUGUAUAUUUGAAGAAUCACUUUCAAUUGUCUUUUGUUGAUUUUUUUUUCAGUUAGUUUUGCCACCAAAGUCCUGCUGG
Molecule: messenger RNA, 3633 nt
Organism: Lampris incognitus (smalleye Pacific opah)
Lineage: Eukaryota; Metazoa; Chordata; Actinopteri; Lampriformes; Lampridae
Product: serine protease FAM111A-like
Exons: 5
Coding region: 489-2480 (663 amino acids)
Biological process (GO): proteolysis
Molecular function (GO): serine-type peptidase activity
Source: RefSeq, a predicted model, not a curated record